AUGACCCCUACCGACCACUGCACCUUCUUCUCUCCAUAUUGUGACCCAGGGUCCUUCUACCUCUACUUGGCAAUCUCCAUCCUACUGAUUGGCGUCGCUGGACUAAUGGCAGGCUUGACCAUGGGACUCUUGUCGCUGGACAUGCUCAAUAUGCGGAUCCUCGAAUUGGAAGGAUCAGACGAGGAGAAGAAAUACGCGAAGCAAGUGCUUCCUGUGCUGACGAAGCACCACUUUCUACUUGUCACGCUCUUGAUCGUGAACGCCAGUGCCAAUGAAGCUCUGCCCAUUUUCCUCAACAAAUUGGUGCCGGAGGCUAUGUCCAUUGUGUUAUCGGUCACCUGUGUGUUGUUUUUCGGGGAAAUUAUUCCAUCGGCAGUGUUUACCGGUCCCAGUCAAUUAAAAAUUGCAGCCAUGCUGUGUCCCUGUGUGCGGGUUUUGAUGGUCCUGACGUGUCCAAUCUCGUAUCCCGUCAGUCGCAUGCUUGACCUAUGCCUCGGAGAUGAUCACGACCCGGCGCAAUACAAACGCAAGGAGAUUAAGGCGCUGGUGACGCUGCAGCGGGAGAACCAUGUUGCUCGACGGAAUUUAAUUGACCACAUGCGUCAAUCGCAGCAGCUUGAAGACACGCCGACGCAUGCGCGCACACUGACGACCAUGUCGGCCAUCCAUGAUAAACAACCGUUGCUGAACCCACACGCAAUGUACGAGAACUCGGCUCAAGGCACGCUAUUGCAUGUGGAUGAAGUCACAAUUAUCCAUGGAGCACUGGACUUGGCGUCCAAGACGGUUACGGAAGUAAUGAUUCCGAUGCAAGAUGUGUACAUGCUUGAAUUGGACACGGAGCUUGGCCCGGACAUGCUGGCAAGCGUAUUGGCUUCUGGACACAGCCGCAUUCCUGUGUAUGAGAAGCACAAGUCGAAUAUUGUGGGUCUGUUGCUGGUAAAGAAGCUUAUUGUGCUGGAUCCAGAUGACCGUCGCCCGAUUCGGGACUUGAUACUUCGCAAGCCAAUACUAGUGGGCCCGAAAGAAUCGUGCUACUCGAUUUUGAACGAGUUCCAAAAGGGUCAUUCGCACAUUGCACUGGUGACUAAGGACGUUGAGCUUGUCUUGGAAUGUUGGAGCUCGGAUGAAGCUAUUCCUGGCACUGUCGUGUUUGAGGGCAUUGUGACGAUUGAAGACGUGAUUGAAGAGCUCAUCCAGGAAGAAAUCGAGGACGAGAGCGACGUCUUUGUGCAUGGCAUUGUGGAUUACUGGCAGACGCGUUAUCGUAAGAUUGUCAAAGGCACCGGAACGACGUUCGUAAAAAAGCGACUUCGCCUCUUGGCAGACCGUGCUCGUCGGCGUGUACGAAGCCGUCGCUCGAAACAGGCGGCGGAAUCAGCCACGGCUAGCUCCAUGAGAUCUGCAGGUUUGCUUCACGUGGACUCUACUACAAAGAUAGAGGUGGUUACCGAGAACACACCGCUUCUAUAG
Molecule: messenger RNA, 1473 nt
Organism: Peronospora matthiolae
Lineage: Eukaryota; Oomycota; Peronosporomycetes; Peronosporales; Peronosporaceae
Source: the annotation of a GenBank genome assembly